AUGAAAACAUGGGAUAUAAUCACCUAUAAUUGCAGAACAUUAACGGAAGAUUCUCAACUAACCGAGUUAAAAAACGAAUUAGAAGUCACGAACUGGUCUCUUAUUGGUCUGCCAGAAAUGAGGAGAUAUGAUAGGCAGUUUGGAGUACCAAGAUGAGGUCAAGAGAAAACUUUGGAUGUACUCCUGAUAACAGUAGUUCCUGUCAUGACAUACGGUUUUGAAACAUGGGUAAUAGACAAGAAGACUUGUCAGAAAUUGAGGAUAACAGUCAGAGGAAUGGAGCGAUAA
Molecule: messenger RNA, 288 nt
Organism: Nezara viridula (southern green stink bug)
Lineage: Eukaryota; Metazoa; Arthropoda; Insecta; Hemiptera; Pentatomidae
Source: the annotation of a GenBank genome assembly